Molecule: messenger RNA, 2113 nt
Organism: Ricinus communis (castor bean)
Lineage: Eukaryota; Viridiplantae; Streptophyta; Magnoliopsida; Malpighiales; Euphorbiaceae
Product: peroxisomal (S)-2-hydroxyacid oxidase GLO4
Exons: 11
Coding region: 868-1488 (206 amino acids)
Molecular function (GO): oxidoreductase activity
Source: RefSeq, a predicted model, not a curated record
GGCUUUACAAUCAGGGCAGAUUAUAAGAUUACAGCAAUGAUAUUUAUCAAUAUUUGUGGUUUGAUUAUGUAUUAAUGUUGAAUUCUGAUGGGUUACUUGAGCUUUUAGAUAUUUGAUAAAGAUUCUAACCCCAAAUUUAAGUCUAUCUAGGACUACAAGCAGAUGUGGUUUUCAAAUUUCAACCUAGCAAUCAAACCCAGGUAAGACAACAAUAAUUUGUCAAAGGAAAAAAAAUGGACAGAAAGGAGAAAGAGACAAAAAGCAUGGCUAAUUAACUUAGCCCCUGUCUCUGUUAAACAUCAAAAUGCCAAAUAUAACCUUGUUAGUGGAAGAAAAUCACAACUGAAUAAAAAGAAAAAUGCACUUGCGAGCAAAACUCUUUCCCAAACUUGCCAGUUAAAACUUGUUAACAGUAAUACUGCUUUACUGCUUAAACUUUGUCAUCUGUCUGGGGAUUCCACUUCUCUUGAAGGUUACAUGGCUGCAGAACCUGUUAAUGUGAAUGAGUUUCAAGUUCUGGCUAAGCAAGCCCUCCCAAAAAUGUACUAUGAUUUCUACAGUGGAGGAGCAGAAGAUCAAAAUACACUAAGAGAGAAUGUAGAAGCAUUUCAAAGAAUUACGUUUCGGCCUAGAGUUCUUGUGGAUGUUAGUAGAAUAGAAAUAUCUACUAAUAUAUUGGGCUGCGCCAUCUCUGCGCCUAUUAUGAUAGCACCAACUGCUAUGCACAAGCUAGCACAUCCAGAAGAUCUUUAACUCUAAGCUAUGAAUUCUUAAUUGUAUACCUUUUCUUUUCUGAUUUCAUCAGCUCUUUUUCUUUCCCCAGGAGAAAUUGCUACUGCUAGAGCAGCUGCAGCAUCCAACACCGUAAUGGUUUUUUCCUUCUCUGCUACCUGCAGUUUGGAGGAGGUUGCUGCUAGCUGCAAUGGUGUUCGUUUCUUUCAGUUAUAUGUGUAUAAAAGACGCGAUAUUGCUGCUACCUUAGUGCAGAGAGCUGAAAAGAAUGGUUACAAGGCUAUUGUACUAACAGUUGAUACUCCAAGAUACGGUCGAGGAGAAGCAGACAUAAAGAAUAAACUGAUAGUACCUCAGCUGAAAAAUUUGGAGGGUCUCUUAACAACUGCAGUUGCAUCUGAAAACGGUUCAGGCUUAGAAGCUUUCAAUAAAACACUCGAUGCUUCUUUCUGUUGGAAGGUGUGGACCAACAAACAACUCCUUGCUUCAGGCUGCAUUUUAACUUGCUGUUUAGAAUCAUUAUUUUUGGAUGUAGAAUGGUUAAAAUCUAUUACAGACUUGCCAAUUCUGAUCAAGGGAGUACUUACUGGUGAAGAUGCUGUGAAGGCUGUGGAAAUAGGCGUUUCAGGAAUUAUUGUCUCCAAUCAUGGAGCUCGCCAGCUAGAUUACACUCCUGCCACUAUUUCUGCUCUGGAAGAGGUUGUUCAUGCUAUUGGAGGAAGAGUUCCAGUUCUCCUUGAUGGAGGAAUACGGUGAGGAACUGAUGUUUUUAAGGCAUUGGCACUUGGUGCACAAGCAGUCCUUGUUGGAAGGCCUGUUAUCUAUGGUUUGGCAGUGCAAGGAGAACACGGAGUGAGACAGGUAAUGAAAAUGCUCAAGGAUGAACUUGAGCUCACCAUGGCCCUGUCUGCCUGUCCUAGUCUGAAAGAUAUUACGAGGAGUCAUGUGAGGACAGAGCGCGACAGACUCCAAUCUAUGCUCUAAUGCUGUCACAAUCCCUAGAAAAAGUUUUAUGCAUUCAACAAGGACUUGCAAAUAUUUAUUUUCAUGGCUUGAAUCACCCCUCUAUCAAAUAUUAGUAAAAAUAUUGGUUGGAUUAUUUUCAUUUGGGUUGCAAUCAUCGUAAUGGAAAUUUCAGUUUUUGGUAACAGAAAAAAAAGACAUGUUGCUUUUUGGUCCUGAACUUUGAUGUUUAACUGCAGAAAUGAGGAACUACAUUUUUCUCAUUCUUUCUCUUCCUUACUCAACUUUCCCUCACUUUCUUCCACUUUCCAUUCUUCCUUUGGUUGCCAAACAAGCCCAGAUAUCAGGAUAAAUACUGCUAGACCAGACAGAACACGGGAAGGCUUACAGUAAACUUUCAUAGCCAUCACUCCUUCAG